AUGGAUGAAGGUAUCAAAACGAAACAGCAGGCCAACUCGUCUGUUGCGGAUACAUGGCUGCUGGUACCUAGUUCCACCACACCACCACACCAUCUACCCCAAACUUCGCCUUCGCCCUCGAAUCAUCGACCCUUGAGCACCCUGUCGCUGGCAAGCUAUACGUCUGAAUCCACUCGAGUCGUCGUCGUCGUCGUCGUCGUCGUCGUCGUCAAGGCGCCCUUUUCGUCCUCUAAAAGUCCCCUGGCCGCGGCAAAGGUCCACUUGCAAGACCAGCACGACCCGCAAAUCGCCCAUCACAGCCUCGACCAGCGCCUCGACAUCGACCAAUUCUGUCGCUCCGAUCCGCCCAGAGGCCCCAAAGCGCCCCGUGGCUCGGCAUAUGGGCUUGUCGCCUCUGUUUAG
Plenodomus lingam JN3 is the source of this 402-nucleotide messenger RNA. The record is from RefSeq and is a predicted model, not a curated record. NCBI's taxonomy places the organism in Eukaryota, Fungi, Ascomycota, Dothideomycetes, Pleosporales, Leptosphaeriaceae.